AUGCAACCUCCAACAUCCUUACCACGGUCUGCAAUGACACCGGGAGUUCUAUUCCUAGAUCUCCCUCCGGAAAUUCAUAUGCAAAUCGCCUCUUUCCUCUCUUACCCAGAUGCGCUCGCUCUAAAACACACCAGCCGCCAUUUCUACAACAUGGUGUAUACAGGCGUGCAUCUCAAAGUGAACUGGCUCGUUGAGCGUUUCGAACGCAAACUUGAAUGUCCGAUGGAGAAAUGCUCAUUACGCACCGAUGAGGUCUUCUGCAAUGAUCGGGUUCGUCGCAUCAUGGAACGCCGCCGGUGGCAUCUUGAGUGCCGGCGUGUACCGGGUGGUUGCUGGGUGAUUGAAGGCCAAACUUGUCGGAGGGAUCUGAUACCAUCUUGGUUUAAGAGAAAUCGGGUACAGGAGCGGAUUGAGCAUGCUGGAGUAUGGGUGCGAGAAGGUUCGUACAUGAGUCUUGCUGCGUUGGAGUUUGAUUGA
Penicillium pulvis is the source of this 477-nucleotide messenger RNA. RefSeq lists its product as uncharacterized. The record is from RefSeq and is a predicted model, not a curated record. Lineage: Eukaryota; Fungi; Ascomycota; Eurotiomycetes; Eurotiales; Aspergillaceae. Gene Ontology annotation, molecular function: protein binding. The transcript has a single exon. Bases 1 to 477 code for a protein of 158 amino acids.